Molecule: messenger RNA, 3815 nt
Organism: Cercocebus atys (sooty mangabey)
Lineage: Eukaryota; Metazoa; Chordata; Mammalia; Primates; Cercopithecidae
Gene: ACTR3B
Product: ARP3 actin-related protein 3 homolog B (yeast)
Exons: 10
Coding region: 143-1114 (323 amino acids)
Cellular component (GO): actin cortical patch
Molecular function (GO): actin filament binding
Source: RefSeq, a predicted model, not a curated record
GGCCGCCGAGCAUCCGGGCUCCUGGCGGCGGCGCUGCGGAGGCUCGCGGGAGACGCGGCGCGCAGGGCGAGCGGGCGGCCGAGCGGACAGCGGCGGGGCGCUCCCGGGGGGCCGGCGGGGCCGAGCGCCGCGCGUCCCGAGCAUGGCGGGCUCCCUGCCUCCCUGCGUGGUGGACUGUGGCACCGGGUAUACCAAGCUUGGCUACGCAGGCAACACUGAGCCCCAGUUCAUUAUUCCUUCAUGUAUUGCCAUCAGAGAGUCGGCAAAGGUAGUUGACCAAGCCCAAAGGAGAGUGUUGAGGGGAGUUGAUGACCUUGACUUUUUCAUAGGAGAUGAAGCCAUCGAUAAACCUACGUAUGCUACAAAGUGGCCAAUACGACAUGGAAUCAUUGAAGACUGGGAUCUUAUGGAAAGGUUCAUGGAGCAAGUGGUUUUUAAAUAUCUUCGAGCUGAACCUGAGGACCAUUAUUUUUUAAUGACAGAGCCUCCACUCAAUACACCGGAAAACAGAGAGUAUCUUGCAGAAAUUAUGUUUGAAUCGUUUAACGUACCAGGACUCUACAUUGCAGUUCAGGCAGUGCUGGCCUUGGCGGCAUCUUGGACAUCUCGACAAGUGGGCGAACGUACGUUAACGGGGAUAGUCAUUGACAGCGGAGAUGGAGUCACCCAUGUUAUCCCAGUGGCAGAAGGUUAUGUUAUUGGAAGCUGCAUCAAACACAUCCCGAUUGCAGGUAGAGAUAUUACGUAUUUCAUUCAACAGCUGCUAAGGGAGAGGGAGGUGGGAAUCCCUCCUGAGCAGUCACUGGAGACAGCAAAAGCCAUUAAGGAGAAAUACUGUUACAUUUGCCCUGAUAUAGUCAAGGAAUUUGCCAAGUAUGAUGUGGAUCCCCGGAAGUGGAUCAAACAGUACACGGGUAUCAACGCAAUCAACCAGAAGAAGUUUGUUAUAGACGUUGGUUAUGAAAGGUUCCUGGGACCUGAAAUAUUCUUUCACCCGGAGUUUGCCAACCCAGACUUUAUGGAAUCCAUCUCAGAUGUUGUUGAUGAAGUCAUACAGAACUGCCCCAUUGAUGUGCGGCGUCCGCUGUAUAAGGGUGACAGAGGACAACAGUGAUUAUUCAUCAUGCCGAUCCUGGGACAGGAGGUUGGCUUGAAAACUAGACUGAAAAUGGGUCAAGAAGGCAGGUGCCCAGUGACCUCGUGGUCUCCCUGUGGCGAGGGGCGUCAGGGUUGCCUCUCGAGAAAUGGAUGUGACGUCGGUUUCCUCGGUUGGCCACGCCCACGGAGUUUUAAGAAAGCAAAGUGUGUGGCAGUGAAACCCCCAGAUGAGGACAGACUGCAGAGUUCCCGGGGCAGAAAACCAUUGCCAGGUAUUUUAUUCAGUGUGUUCAUGAUCAGGUCGUCUCCGUAAGGCAUGGGUACCCCUUAGAGUGUCUGCAGUGUUCAGGGCUGUUCCCUGUGAGUAGAAGUGUGGGGUAGACACCAAGGAAUGGGGCGCAGUGUGGGCUCCGGGGGAUCUCUCACCACUGCAGAGAGUCCUGGAAGGGUGGCCUCAGGACCACCCCAGCUCCUGGCCCUGAAGGCCAAGCCCAGAUCCUCCCUUAACAAUAUAUUAGCCUUGACCUUCUCGAAGCUGAGAACAAAAUAUUGUGGCACAGUUUUAUGAGAUCACAGUUUUGUGAGGCUCUGUCCCUGGCCAAGCCACUGUAGAAGCUUUAGCCCAGGGGUGUCCAGCCUUUUGGCGUCCCUGGGCCACAUCAGAAGAAGAAGAAACUCUUGGGCCACACAUAGAAUACACUAACACUAAUAGCUGACGAGUGAAGAAAAAGGUCCUGUGCAUCACGUUUUUGGUAUUUGCCACCACGGAUGAGCAAAACCAUUGUUGCAUUGAAAGGGCUGGACAUGGCUCCUUCAGCUCCUGACAGCCUUUCACCUUAGCGACUGGAGCAGCUACAGCAUGUUAGGUGAUUUGUCAAACAUCUGCUGCUGGCAGGUAACCGGAGGUGAAAUUUCUCUCUGCAGACACUCAGGGUGGAAUUGGAGCAGAAUCCAGGUGGAAGACGAGGUCACUGGUGGCUUCUUCAGGUAGAAGGCCAUAUCCCUCGUGGCUUCUCCAGGUGGAGGACCAGGUCACUGGUGGCACUCCCAGGUGGAAGGCCAGAUCACUGGUGGCUUCCCAUGGCUUCUGCCCCCUUUCAUUCUUCCUGCUCUGACUUCACUCUCUAAUUCUGAGUCCACGUGGGUGCUGUCACAGCAGUUCUAGGAGCUGGCACGAGAGAAAAGUGAUCCCUUUGCACUCAGUGCUGGCUGUCUUUCCCCAGAACAGCAGUAAGCAGGAACGGACUACUCUCAUAUCAUAUAACUUAGAACCUGGGUUGCUAGGGACAGAAAAGUGCAUUUUUUUUUCUUCUCUGUACUGAUUCCUUGUGACUUCUGCUUACCUGUAAACUUGGUGAGGGACUCACUGUUCACGCACCCAGAGCUGACUGGGAGGAGUGCCUGAAAGAGAGCUCUGCAGUUGCUCAGGAACUCGGGAAGAGCUAACAUAUUUAGACGAUUAAAGGAAAUAGGGCUUUUUGACUCCUUGAAGGAUUAAUUUCAUUAUGUAGUUUUCAUAUAAGGUGUUUUCUCUAAGAAAGUUCAACCAGGACACUGGUCCCCCUUGCCAGUGGGUGAUAUGAUUGAAGACCCCAGUGGGUGCCUGAAACUGCAGAUAGUACCAAAUCCUAUAUAUACUGUGUUUUUUCUUGUACAUACAUACCUAUGAUAAAGUUUAAUUUAGAAAUUAGGCUCAGUAAGAGACUUCUGAACAGCAGUAACUAAUAGAAUAAUUAUUGUAAUAAUAUACUGUAGGAAAAGUUACAUAAAUGUGGUCUCUCUGUCUAAAAAUAUCACCCUUCCUUGUCUUGUGAGGACGUGAGAUGAUGCAGUGCCCUGUGGUGAGAGGCGAGAGGUGAGUGAUGUAGGUUAGGCCACUGUGGCCUCUGACAUACACCAGAAGAGGACCGGCUGCUUGGGUGACCUGGGCCAUCGAGCCAUGAGGAUGUCAGUGGCUGCAGGUCAGGAGCAGACGGUGUGGAUGACUGACAGGCAGGCAGGGUGACAAUGCGGAGAUGCUGGACAGAGGGCUGGUUCAGGUUCUGGGCAGGCGGAGCGGGACAGGCGAGUGCUUCCCCUUCCUCUGCCCCCCACCGAGCUUCUGGGGUGGCCACCGAGCGAGUCUUGGCACUGGAGGGCAGUGCUGGCUGGGUGGCUCAUCUGAGAAUGUUCUUUCUGGUAACUCGGAUGCUUUCUUCCCAAGAUCGUCCUUCUGAGAAGCUCCAAGCACCCAUUAGAAGACGUCCCCCCGGUGAUGGUUAAGGCGGAGCAGCGGGAGAGCCAGUGUUGUUUUGGCUCAAGUCAGCUGGACAGUUUCUGUUACUGGUUUUGGCUUCCUGGUCCAUGUGAGGGGUUGGCAGGGGGGGCAUGAGAAUCGCCUUGUUUUUGCUUUGCUGUAACUGAGGAAAGGAUUAAGGAGCCAUCUGUGGCACAUGGUUGUUGCCAUAAAAAAAAAAAACUACACUUUUCCAAUAGCGUUAAGUUCGCUUCUGUUCACGUCUUUCAUAGGGCAGGUGUGUCAUGCCCACAAGCGAUUGGACCUGUGGGAGUUCUGUUGUGGGUGGUUCCCGGAACUAUGGGCGGGCGAUUUCACCCAAGGCUCCCUCUGCUUUGUGUCUUGUAGAAUGUCGUUCUCUCAGGAGGCUCCACCAUGUUCAGGGAUUUUGGACGCCGACUACAGAGGGAUUUGAAGAGAGUGGUGGAUGCUAGGCUGAGGC